AUGUCUCUGGUGCCUGUGACUUCGUCCCUCGGCUCCACCCGAGCUCCCUUGCCGCACAAGCCGAUCGCGCGAAGCGUCGCAGGAGCCACGACCAGAUGGCAUCCGUGCAUCACCAGUUCCUUGGCGGUGGCGUUCCUGACCUGCGCCCACCCCCGACGCCGGCAGCGGGUGAAAGCUGCAGGAAGCGACGCAGAGCUGCCAGAGGCGGAGGCUGCACCCGCCAAGGAGAAGUUUGGCUUUUUGGGCAAGCUGCGCAAGAAGCUGCCCAAGAAGCCAAGCGCGGAGGAGAUGAAGAAGUACGGCGCGGGAAUGGUCUUCAGCUACUCCUUCGUGGGGUCUCUGAACAUGUGCAUGAUGGUCGCUCUGAGCUGGCCGCUCUUCAUCAUGAGGACGGGCAACAGCCCGAUCCUCUUCUCACCGCUCAAGCUGAAGCCCCAGUACAUGGUGUACCUCACGGCGGUCUAUUUCAGCUAUGGCAGCUGCACCACUCCGUUUCUGCUCGCCUUUGCGCUGCUCCUCGCCCCGUUCUUCUCCAAGCUUCUCACAGGAUUUCAAAAACGCCUGGGCUGCCCCAAGUGGCUGGCAUUCAUCAUCAUGGGCUUCUUGAUGGCCGCUUGCUACCUGCUGGCGCUUCCUUUGCUGAUCGCCUUGACAUGCGCAGCCUUUCGGCAACCUGUGUGGAAGUGA
Symbiodinium natans is the source of this 687-nucleotide messenger RNA. Lineage: Eukaryota; Dinophyceae; Suessiales; Symbiodiniaceae. The record is from the annotation of a GenBank genome assembly.